Molecule: messenger RNA, 228 nt
Organism: Knipowitschia caucasica
Lineage: Eukaryota; Metazoa; Chordata; Actinopteri; Gobiiformes; Gobiidae
Source: the annotation of a GenBank genome assembly
AUGGUGUUUGGAGCGGAGACGUCGCCCGCGGUGGCUUUUCAGAAGGACGCUUUCGAUCUGACCGUGGAGGAGGUGUACAAUAUUUCCUACGUGAUCGGCCGGGACCUGCGGAAGAUCAGUGGUCUGGAGAGGUCCGCAGCUUUCAUGUCUGUGAGCACCAAGCAGCAGGAUGGCAGGGUUGGGGGGCCACUCCCUGGGGAUCACCUGCACAUCCACACCAGGCUAUAA